Parasteatoda tepidariorum (common house spider) is the source of this 2804-nucleotide messenger RNA. RefSeq lists its product as uncharacterized. The record is from RefSeq and is a predicted model, not a curated record. NCBI's taxonomy places the organism in Eukaryota, Metazoa, Arthropoda, Arachnida, Araneae, Theridiidae. Gene Ontology annotation, biological process: protein phosphorylation. Gene Ontology annotation, molecular function: protein kinase activity; ATP binding.
UUAUCUUAGUGUUCUAAUCGAAACCGUGUCCUUAUGAUCAAUCCACUGUGGAACGAAUCUGUUUGUAAAAUAAUUGUAAUAUGAUUUUUCAUGAUUGCAUGCCAAACUACAACAAUGGAUACAUCUUAUAACGAACCAGUUAUUAGUAAAUACCGAAAAGUAGCUUUGUUAGGAAAUGGUUCCUACGGUACAUGUUAUUUGGUAAAACAAAAUAAGACUUCUUAUGUCUUAAAAGAAGUCAACAUGAACUCAUUAACUUCUGUUGAGAAACAACGUGCUUUUAAUGAAGUCAGUAUGUUAGCUACAUUAAAACAUCGACAUAUUAUCGGAUACAGAGACUCUGCAAUUGACCACACUAGUGGGAAAUUAUCAAUAAUUAUGGAUUAUGCUGAUUCAGGUGACCUUGCCGCGGCCAUAGAGAAACAAAAGGGCGUACCUUUUAGUGAAUACCAAACCAUAUCUUGGUUCAUUCAAAUCAGCCAGGCUUUGCAGUACAUUCACUCUCUGAACAUCUUACACAGAGAUUUGAAAACUCAAAAUAUAUUUUUAAGUGGAAACCAUACAAUUAAAAUUGGUGACUUUGGUGUAUCCAGAUUGUUGAACGAUUCAAAAGAUUUUGCAAAAACUGCUAUUGGAACGCCAUAUUAUCUUUCUCCAGAAAUAAUAAUGAGAAAGCCAUAUAAUACAAAAAGUGAUAUGUGGGCACUAGGAUGUGUUUUAUUUGAGAUUUCUGCACUUGAACGACCCUUCAAAGCAGUGUCUUUACCGCAACUAGUGAGUGUUAUUUUAGAAGGAAGCCGACAACCGUUUCCCACUUGGAUGAAAUCUGGUUUAAUAAAUCAAUUAGUGGAUGAUUUGUUAAGUUUAAAUCCUGAUCAAAGACCAUCAACAGAUGAAAUCUUGGCUAAUCCGUCUUUGAGGAGCAUUCUUUCAGGUUUUGUCCAGAGCACAAACGAAAUUCCAAGUCGUCAUGUCACUAGAAUGGCCUAUAGCAGCAAUCCAAAGGAUAGCGUGAAAAGAAGUGCAUCAGUUUUAAAUUCAAAUAAUUCAAAGAUUCCCAAAUGUUCAGUAAAAACAGCAAUUCAGGAAAAUGAACGGAAGCCAACCGCCACUCGAGUUAUUCCACCUGCCGUCGUUGUCACUGAAUAUCAAGACAAAUAUGAAGAAAGUGAUCGGAAGCAACGUUCUUCCUCCACUCGAGCUGUUUCUCUCGCCGCCAUUGUCCCAGAAUAUCGAGGCAAAUAUGCGGAAAGUGACCGGAAGCAGCGUUCUUUCUCCACUCGAGCUGUUUCUCCUGCCACCUUUGUCACUGAAAACAGAAACCAAUUUGAAGCAAAUGAAAGGAAGCCCCGUUCUACAUCUAUUCGAGCUACUCCACCUGGCAUUAUCGGAGAUGAAACAACCCUUAAUGAAAAUGAUCGGAAAUCAACCUCCACUCGAGUUAUUCCAUCUGCCGUCGUUGUCACUGAAUAUCAAGACAAAUAUGAGGAAAGUUACAACAGGCAACGUUCUUUCUCCACUCUAGCUGAUUCGCCUGUCGCCAUUGCCACUGAAUAUCAAGACAAAUAUGAGGAAAGUUACCGCAGGCAACGUUCUUUCUCCUCCCGAGCUGUUUCUCCUGCUACCUUUGUCACUGAACCCAGAGACAAAUUUGAAACAAAUCAAAGAAAGUCUCGCUCUGCAUCCAUCCAAGCUACUCCACCUGGCAUUAUUGCAACUGAAAACAAAAUGCUAUGUGAAUUUGAGGCAAACGAACCGAAGCCCCGUUCUGCAGCCAUCCGAGGUACUUCAUCUGGCAUUGUGGUUAAUGAAAACCAAAUUACAGACAAAUUUGAGGAGAAGGAGAUGAAGAAGAAAUGGGAAAAACGCUUUGUGUUUCAACGUACCACUGUUGCAAAUACUAUUGCAAAUAAAACUCCAAACAAAUUUCCUAUUUCAGAACCAGGUAUCAGUAGCAAGAGUAAGAUGAAUAUCACAUACGUUGUCAAAGAAGAAAGCAACUCCGUCGAAAACACAAAACCUAACAAAUUAGAUUCCCCACUAUCUGUUCAUGAAAUAGACUUUGGAUACUCAAGCGAAGAAGCAGACUCUACCGAUAAAGAUAAAGGUGUUUUUGAACUUUCACCAAAUAACAGCGAACAAUUUCAUGAAGGUAUGAAACAUCCAGAAGCGAAAACUGCACACGACAGUAUUUUAAGCAACCAAACUCAUUGUGAUCAUUCACAAUGCAACCAGUGCUUGCUUGAUAUGAUGUGGAAAAAUAGAAUCCGUGGGUGCGUCGAUCUAUCUAACAGCAAUGGUGACUAUUUAAGGUUAAAAACGAAACUACUGCUGAUUUUCGGGCAUGAUUUAUUCCAAAAGAUUUAUGAAUCACUACUUCACGAAUGGGAAAGAAAUGAAAGUAACUUUACACAAACAUCUAUUCAAAGUUUCGCAAAGCUCCUUAAUUAUGAGCAAGUUCAGCAUCUUCCUCUUAUGAUGCAACUCAUUCAAUUAGACUUGGUGAAAUUAUCAGAAAAAGAAACUUGAAACAUUAUGAGCAAUGAAGUAGCUACUUACAUAUAAUAGUGCAAAAGUUUGACUAAUUCAGGUUCAGAGUGUUUGGUAAUAUAUUACAAUGAGUUUUAAAUUAGUGAAUUCACUUUUGAAAUUUGUAAUCUUGAGAUUUUUAAAUGUAACGUGGUAUUACAGCAUUUGUUGAACAAAUGAAAUAUCGCAAUCAGUGUUCUAUAAGUGUCUUACAUAUUUAUUAGUUGUAGCUGAAUAUAAUUAUUAAAAAAUAAAAAUAAAAACUUUUAAAAAUA